Molecule: messenger RNA, 5764 nt
Organism: Anolis sagrei ordinatus
Lineage: Eukaryota; Metazoa; Chordata; Lepidosauria; Squamata; Anolidae
Gene: LRP8
Product: LDL receptor related protein 8
Biological process (GO): ventral spinal cord development; receptor-mediated endocytosis
Cellular component (GO): signaling receptor complex; apical plasma membrane; plasma membrane
Molecular function (GO): hormone binding; calcium ion binding; protein binding
Source: RefSeq, a predicted model, not a curated record
CGCGUCGCCGUCGUCACCGCCGUGGCUUGAAAUGCCCCCACGCCGGCGAGGAGAAGCAGGCAGCCCGCAGUCCCGCUGGCAGAGGUAGAGAGCCGGGGCUGCAUGCGCUGGGCCGGCCAGGAGGGGGAGGAAGAGGAGGAGGAAGGAGAGGAGGAGGAAGAAGAAGGCAAAGGAAAGGGCCGGUCGCACGCUCUCUCGCUACCCACCCAUCCAUCCACGAACGCGCACCAUGGGCCGGCCGGCUCUGACCCGGCUGCUGCUCUUCCAGCUCCUCCUGCUCAAGCUCCACAUCGCCAAAGGCUCGGCCAAGGAGUGCGAAGAGGACCAGUUCCAGUGCCGGAACGAGCGGUGCAUCCCUUCCAUUUGGAAAUGCGACGAGGAUGACGACUGUACGGAUAACAGCGACGAAACCGAUUGCCCCAAGAAGACCUGUGCAGAAACUGAUUUUACCUGCAACAAUGGCCAUUGCAUUCCAUCAAGGUGGAAAUGUGAUGGAGAAGAUGAAUGCCCAGAUGGGUCUGAUGAAUCUGAAGCAACAUGCACCAAACAAGUAUGCCUAGCUGAAAAAAUCAGCUGUGGGGACUCCAGCAACAAAUGUAUUCCUUCCUCAUGGAGAUGUGAUGGAGAAAAGGACUGUGAAAGUGGAGUUGACGAAGCUGGCUGCACUAAUAUCUGUUCAGCCAGCGAGUUCCAAUGCAGCAACAAGACCUGUAUAGCCACAAUCUUUGUGUGUGACGGUGAUGAUGACUGUGGUGAUGGAAGUGAUGAAAGGAAAUGCCCUCCCCUCACAUGCAACCCCAACGAGUUUCAGUGCAACAACAGCCAGUGCAUCCCACAGAUCUGGGUCUGUGACAACCAUCCUGAUUGUGAAGACCAGUCGGAUGAGCUCAUGGAAAAGUGCGGCCACAAAACCAAGCCACCAGUCACGAGCACUUGUGCAGCUCAUGAGUUUCAGUGUGGCAAUGGCGAAUGCAUCCAUCUGAACUGGAAAUGUGAUGGAGAUGAGGACUGCAAGGACAAAUCAGAUGAGCAGGAUUGCCCCCUGGUGACCUGCAGCCCCGAUGAAUUCCAGUGCGGCGAUGGGACUUGUAUCCAUGGAGCCAAACAAUGCAACAAAGUCCAUGACUGUCCAGACAACAGUGAUGAAGCUGGAUGUGUUAAUGCUGCUUUCCCUUCCUUGCCUGACACAACAGAAGCGGCGUGCGAGAGUCCCAACAAGUUUCAGUGUAAGAGUGGAGAGUGCAUAGAGGAAGUCAAGGUGUGCGAUUCACACAGGGACUGCAGGGACUGGUCUGAUGAGCCUCUAAAAGCAUGUGGGGUGAAUGAAUGUGCUCUCAAUAAUGGUGGUUGUUCCCACACAUGCAGAGAUCUGAAGAUUGGCUACACAUGUGAAUGUCCUCAAGGAUACAAGCUUCUGGACAAGAAAACGUGUGGAGACAUAGAUGAAUGUGAAAAUCCAGAUGCUUGCAGCCAGAUCUGCAUUAACUACAAGGGAGAUUACAAAUGUGAAUGCUACGAGGGUUACGAGAUGGAUACCCUGUCCAAAAACUGCAAAGCUGUAGGAAAGAGCCCGUAUCUGAUUUUCACAAACCGUCAUGAAGUGCGCAAGAUCGACUUGGUGAAAAGGGACUACUCCCGCAUCAUCCCCAUGCUGAAGAACGUGGUUGCUUUGGAUGUGGAGGUGGCAACAAACAGAAUCUAUUGGUGUGAUUUGUUCUACAGGAAGAUAUACAGUGCCUACAUAGAUAAAGCCAGCAAUACAGCAGACCAGAUGGUUCUAAUUGAAAGCCAGUUAAACUCUCCUGAAGGCUUGGCGAUGGACUGGGUCCACAAGAACAUCUACUGGACAGAUUCAGGAAACAAGACCAUUUCUGUUGCCACUGCUGAUGGGAGUAAGAGAAGGACACUUUUCAGUACUGAUUUAAGUGAGCCCCGAGCAAUUGCUGUGGAUCCAACACGAGGGUUUAUGUAUUGGUCUGACUGGGGGGACAUUGCAAAAAUUGAAAAAGCUGGCUUGAAUGGUGUAGAUCGGCAAGUGCUUGUGACAGACAACAUUGAAUGGCCCAAUGGCAUCACACUGGAUUUGUUGAAUCAGCGUCUCUACUGGGUGGAUUCCAAAUUGCACUUACUUUCGAGUGUAGAUUUCAAUGGCAACAACAGGAAAGUUCUCAUAUCUUCUGCGGAUGACCUGAGCCACCCGUUUGGAAUAGCAGUGUUUGAGGACAGGGUGUUCUGGACUGACUUAGAGAAUGAGGCCAUCUUCAGUGCCAAUAGGCUGAAUGGUCUGGAUAUCUCCAUUUUAGCUGAGAACCUCAAUAAUCCCCAUGAUAUUGUAGUCUUUCAUGAGCUGAAGCAACCUAAAGCUCCAAAUGCUUGCGAUCCGAGUUCCCAAACAAAUGGAGGCUGUGAAUAUCUUUGUCUUCCUGCGCCCCAGAUUUCUCCACAUUCCCCAAAAUAUACAUGUGUUUGUCCUGACAAUAUGUGGUUGGGGCCUGACAUGAAAAAGUGCUAUCAAGAGCUUCCACCUACCUCAACUCAUGUGCCUGCUACUACUACAACUUACUUGCCCAAUUUUACUGAUAUUAGUACUGCUCUUACAAUGACAACGACAACAACAACCACCACCACCACCAUUGUUACAACCAAUAGCACCAGAAACAUUAGUACAGAAGGCCAAGAAACCACAACACAAUUUGUUCUUGGCACUACAAGCCUCCGUUCAGACACAACCACAAUCACAACAACAGAAUCCAAAAUGACGACAACUGGAAACAGCAAUCUCUCCCAGCAUUAUACUAAUGAUGGGCAAGGUUUUGGAUCAACUGUGAUGGCAGCCAUCAUUGGAAUAGUUGUUCCUGUUGUGGUAAUUGGUCUGUUAUGUAUGGGAGGGUACUUCAUCUGGAGAAACUGGAAACGGAAAAACACGAAAAGCAUGAACUUUGAUAAUCCUGUAUAUAGGAAGACUACAGAAGAGGAGGAUGAAGAUGAAAUUCAUAUUGGGAGAACAACACAGAUUGGACAUGUGUACCCAGCACGUGUAGCACUAAGCCUAGAAGAUGAUGGGUUGCCCUGAGAGGAACCACAAUUGCUCCUUCCCUACAGCCAGUGGACUGAUAGAUAUGCACUGAACAGAUCUGCUGUGGAUCGUGGAAUCCACCUUCUUUUAUCCCUUUCCCCUGUCCUUUUAAUUAUUGUUUAUGUUGCAGAAGGGUAACCACAAAGUUGUAAUGAACUACAAACAUCCAAAGGAUGUGAGAGUUUUGUAUGUAUAAUCUUUUAUACACCUUUUUAACUUCUUGCACUAUCCAUCUAUUAAUAGUGAGGAGCCUGCUCUACUGCUCAGCUACUAACUCGAUGUAUACAACCAGCCAGACCCAUGGGUCAGUAGCUUACACGUCAUUUUUGAAAACUAUAUUUAUAGAAGUUUUGUAAAUAUAUCAGACAUACUUUGUGGCGGUCCAGCAACAUGAAAAAAGAGAUCUAUACAUGCCAUUUAGGAUAUUUAUUAACAAACUCUGGACAUAAGAUUUAUUCUGUAAAUAUACCUAGAGCAUAAGAGUAUUUAUUUUUUGUAUGUUUGGCUCGCUGUGCAUAGAUUAUCUGUCUAUGCCUAUCAAAGCUAGAUAGGUAUAUAGACAUCUCCAUAUAUAAAUAAAUCUCUAUAUAAAAUAUAAAUAUAUAUAUAUAUAUAAUAAAUGAAUAUAUUUUAGAAAGACUAACCCAGCAGUAUGGGAAGUAGAGUAACAGAAUUCUUAUGGGAGGUUUUGUGGAAAUUUUGCUUUGAUGUUAGAAACUACUGAGUAAGAAAUGCAGCUGUUAGAAUAGAAUAGUUGAUGACUGUCAAAAGAACAAAGUAGUCAUAUGAUGAACAAACCAAAUUUUGUCCAAGCUUAUAUGCAGUUCUUAGCAAAUUUACAGUGUAUUCAUCCCAUCAAGCUCAGUGAGAUGUACUUCAGAGUAAGCAUUUUUUUUUUCAGUCGGCUCGUUAGCCUUAUUGGAAAUUUUCACCUUAAAAUAUUCUGGGUCUAGGAGUGCUCCUUUCUGCUCAAAAAAGAAGUGUUUACUAAUAGCAGGUUUUCUCCAAUAAUGAAAAUGACUGAAUACUGUUCUCACACUAAUACUAGGGGUACCAAAUAAUUCUAAAUGUGCAUAUUUGGAGUUAAGUCCCUCAGGUUCAGUGGAAAACAUUCCUAAAGUGAAUUGGGUUGUAGAAACAGUAAUUGCGGAAUGCAGGGUAUUGGUAUCAAUAUCCAAACAUAUAUACUAUUAUUCUUUGUUAAUGCAUACUGAAAAUCUCACUCUCUAUUACUUGAAGACACUGUCCUGCUGACGUUCAUUGGUGGCUAAAUCAACUACAAUAAUUGAAAUGGCUUUUGCACAACUUUCAGGAACUGGAAGUCCAUCCCAACCCCUUAGAAUCUUCUGGAGCUCUCUCCCUGCAUUUAUUUGGCCUAAACAUGACCAAGUGUGGCCCCUGGAGCUUUCAAGGGGUGAAUAGCCAUUUUUGGAGAGUCAUAUGUCUUAAUUUAGCCUCAAGGAGACAAUUUUUAAAGACCUGGUCACAGCCUGAAAAUGGACUUAAAUGGUCAGUUGUCCACCAAGGAAAUUCUGAAGAUGCGAUGUUAAGCCCUACAAAAUUGGAAGGGUAAUCAGAUUGCAAGUAAUCCAAGGGCUCUAUCUUACUCCACCCCACCCCUACACUAUCUAUUUGCUGUUUGUUGGUUGAUACUAAUGACUUCUCAUCAUUACACUCUUAUGGAUUGGCCUCCUAUGUACUUUAAAUAUAAUGUAUGGAUUUUUGUUGUUGUUGUUGCUAAAAGACAGUUGGAGCACCAGCCUGUUCUGUGUAGAGUAAAAGCCUUUCAUUGUAUCUGUGCUUUCAAUUAAGUGUUUCCAGUUUGCAGGUCCUACCUUUUUAUUACUUCCUGUUGAUUGCAACUGGAUGAGUGUUCCUUGAAUAGCCUCUCUUGAUUACCUCAAGUCAGGUUCUCUUCCACAGCACAGUUUUAACUAGUCUUCCAAUUUUUAAGAAGUUUGCAUGGAAAAAUAACACUAUUUUACUAUUGCAAGCCACCCAGUAAUUUAAUCUCUGUGAAAGCAAAAUUGUUUAAGAGGCAUUUUAUUAUUAUUCCCCGGUUAAGAUCUCCAGGAAGCAAUUAAACCUGAAGGAAGUAUACAUUAUAAAAGAAUAUCAGUCAUGUGGGACGAUUUUUGAUGGAUAGAACUUUCCUGUACUAAUGCUGAACUAUAACUAAACAGGGCUAAAGCAAACUAAGACAUCAACUUUAUCCUGCCUAUACAGGUUUGACUAGCAAAUGGCUACAUUGGCCAACGUGUCUCACUCACUUGUUUGGAUUUAACUGAUGGUGAUUAUUGUGAUUUGGUUAUAACAGAAACCAGUACAAAGGUAUCUAGAAGGAUUAACGCUCUUCUGCAAACUAUUUCUUUAACUUCAGGAUGUUAACACAAAUGAAACUGAAGACUGUAUUCUACUCAAGACAACACAACCUGUUACAUUCUUUUUCAUUUCAUUUUGGCUAGCAUUAUUUGCUCUGGUGUUACUUUUAGUAUACAUCCCUAUACUUCUUGUGGUAGAAAGGCACCCUCAAGUCUCUCUCCAUACCAAUAGCUUUCAUAUGAAGAGAGGGGUGAGUAACUUUGAGCCCUGUGCCUGUUUUAGUCAGGAGUAAGUUGUAUAAUGAUUACUUGCAUUUAAAAUUGCAACCUAAAAUUUAUUUGUGAGUAGUCUUCAAGAACAAAAACA